AUGGGCUACGACACCUUCAAUGGCUUCGCAGGCGACUACAACGCUUCGGACGUCCUGAUCCAGGCUCAGAUUAUGAGUGAACGCGGGCUGGUGGACGCGGGCUAUACGCAGUUCAUCCUCGAUGACUUCAACCUCGAGGCGCAGCGCAACGCUACCGGAUACAUUGUGGCCAAUCAAACGAGGUUUCCCAACGGUAUGCCGGCACUCAGUAAGCAGAUGAACGCGCUGGGCGUCCAGCUGGCAGCUUAUUCGGACUUGGGGUACAAGACCUGCGGUGGUUUCCCUGGAUCUUGGGGCCACGAGCUGCAAGAUUUGGAGACCUGGUACAGUUGGGGCAUGACUUACCUCAAGCUCGACCACUGCUACUUCCCGCAGGACAACAUCACCCAGGAGAACAUCUACGGCACUUACACGCCCAUGGCUAAUGCGAUCGCCGAGUUUGCCGCCCGGACCAACGUCACCUUUAUCUUUUCGCUUUGUGAGUGGGGUCUUGAACAGCCCUGGGUAUGGGGCAAGCAGCUUGGCCAGUCCUGGCGCAUUGACAACGACGUCAAACCAUGGUGGUCCUCCAUUGCUACGGUGAUCACCCAGGCAAGCUACCAGUACUGGGCCACCGACUUCUAUGGCCACAACGACAUGGAUAUCUUGGAGGUCGGGAACACGAACGGCAUUGGCAACCCACCAGGCAAUCUCACAUAUGAAGAGUCGAAGAGCCACUUUACGGCCUGGGCACUGCUCAAAUCGCCCUUGAUCAUCGGCACGGAUCUGACUAAAGUCAGCAACGAGACUUUCACCAUCCUCGGCAACAGAGACUUGAUCAAGAUCAACCAGGACCCAAAUGUCGGAACGAGCAUAACUCCGUUCCGCUGGGGCAACAACUCGUUCAAAGUCGGCAACCCUAACUACCCAGCCGUUUACUGGCCUAAUAACCCGGCCUCGCCCGCGCAGUACUGGAGCGGCAAUUCGAGUUAUGGCGUCGUAAUCAUGAUCCUCAAUACUGCGAAUCAAGCACAAAACAUGUCGUUUGCGCUGGCGGAGAGCUGGUUGCUGAAGGCGGGCAGGCAGUAUGAGGUUUACGACAUGUGGGCGCACCGCACUGUCGGGACCGCAGUUAGGAGCUGGUCGGUGACGCUACCGGCGCACGGGGUCAGUGCCCUGCUUUUGAACGACGCCGGGGCAGAGCCGGCGUGGCUGAACGGCACGUGCGCGAAUCAGUACUUCUGCAGUGCGCCGAACGGGUCGUUGAUUUACCCGAAUGCGUUUAGCUAGAGUUGGUGC
This is a messenger RNA of Baudoinia panamericana UAMH 10762, 1278 nucleotides long. RefSeq names its product glycoside hydrolase family 27 protein. The record is from RefSeq and is a predicted model, not a curated record. Gene Ontology annotation, biological process: carbohydrate metabolic process. NCBI's taxonomy places the organism in Eukaryota, Fungi, Ascomycota, Dothideomycetes, Mycosphaerellales, Teratosphaeriaceae. Gene Ontology annotation, molecular function: hydrolase activity, hydrolyzing O-glycosyl compounds. The coding region runs from base 1 to 1269 and encodes 422 amino acids. The transcript has 6 exons.